UGCGCGGCGGGAGGGAGGACGAGUCCUCGGCUUUGACGGGUUCGAGAGACACUGCUCAGCAGCAGUGAGAUCUUCACCUGUGACUGGUUAAUGUGAGGGUCCUACAGUCAAGUACGGUUUUCCCAUUGCUUUCUGGAAAUAGCAUUGCACUGCACGUAUCUUCUUCCUUGCUGCUGCAGCCUUCCGCUGUGCCUCCCGUGGAGCAUUACAGACCAACAAUCCGGAAAGCGGCAUAUUGCAGGAUCUGACCGCUGAGUCGCUGAGUUUGGUGCUGGCACUUAAGAACUAGGACAGUCGUCACCAACCUGAAGCCCUCCAGGAGCAGAAUGAGUACCUCUAAGAGCUCUCCCAAGAUCGACGAGGAGCUGUACUCUCGCCAACUCUACACGCUGGACCAUAAGGCCAUGCAGAAGAUGUCCAUGGCAGACGUGCUGGUCUCUGGAAUGAAAGGGCUGGGGGUGGAGAUUGCCAAGAAUAUUAUUCUUGCAGGAGUGAACUCUGUCACGCUCCAUGACCAGGACAAUGUGAAGUGGAGUGACCUCUCCUCACAGUUCUACCUAUCAGAGAAUGUUGUGGGGAAAAACCGAGCAGAGGUCUCCAGGCAUCACCUUGCCAAUUUAAACAGCAAUGUGUCUGUGAAAGUGGCUGUUGAGGAGCUGACAGAAAGCUUCUUGUCUUCUUUUAAGGUUGUGGUCCUGACCAACUCAACUUUGGAGGAGCAGCUGAAUGUCAAUGAUUUCUGCCAUGCCAACAACAUUUGCUUUGUCCUUGCUGACACAAAAGGCCUGGCUGCGCAGCUUUUCUGUGACUUUGGAGAACGCUUCAUAGUAUGUGACCCUUCGGAGGCUGAACCAUUCUCUGCUGAAAUUCAGCACAUCACCCAGGGUAACCCCGGCAUAUUAACAGUGGCCCGUGAUGAUGAGCGAGAGUUUGGCAACUACUUUAUGGAUGGCGACUAUGUAACUUUCUCACAAGUGAAGGGGAUGACAGAACUAAAUGGUGCUGAGCCUCGCCCAAUCCAAACGAAAGAUGGAUUCACCUUGGAAAUUGGAGACACGUCUUCCUUUUCUCCCUACCAGUCUGGUGGAAUCGUCACCCAAGUCAAGAUGCCUCAGAAAUACUCCUUUAAGUCCCUGUGUGCCUCCUUGGGUGAUCCAAAGAUCCAGACCUCAGCUCGGAGCCUCCUGCCUCGUUAUUACACUCUCCAUGCAGCUUUCCGGGCACUGAAUAUCUUCCAGAAUGUGAUGCAAAGAUUUCCUAGGCCCAGGAAUGAGAAUGAUCUGGACAGGAUGGUGAGGCUGGCAGAGAUCCUGCGUGUGAGUGAGGAGCCGCUGCAAGAGGAUCUGGUCCGAACAUUUGUAUCUUCAUGUACUGGUGACCUAAGCCCUGUCAACGCCUUCAUUGGAGGCCUGGCUGCUCAAGAGGUGCUGAAGGCUGCUUCACAGAAGUUCACUCCGCUGAACCAAUGGCUGUAUUUUGAUGCCUUUGAAUGCCUGCCACAAGAGGAGCAGCUAACAGCCGAAGACUGUGCUCCGCGUAACAGCCGCUAUGAUGGGCAGAUUGCUGUUUUUGGAGCCAACUUCCAGGAACAGCUUGGAAAACAGAAAUACUUUGUGGUGGGAGCUGGUGCCAUUGGCUGCGAGCUCUUGAAAAAUUUUGCCAUGAUUGGCUUGGCUGCUGGCCAGGGUGGAAGCAUCACUGUGACAGACAUGGACACCAUUGCAAGAUCCAAUCUCAACAGGCAGUUCCUCUUCCAGGAGCGGCAUGUGUCUAAGCUGAAGUCAGAAGUGGCAGCUGCUGCCAUAAAGGGCAUGAACCCCAAUCUCAAUGUGAUAGCUGAGCAGAACCAGGUUGGGCCUGAGACAGAGCACAUCUAUGGGGAUGACUUCUUCCUUGGCUUGGAUGGUGUCGUCAGUGCUGUAGACAACUGGCAAGCUAGAAACUAUAUUGGCAAAAGAUGCAUGCAGUUUCACAAACCUCUGCUUGAUUCUGGAACAAAUGGCACCAAGGGGCAUGUCGAGGUCCUUAUUCCCCAUCUGACACAGCCCUACAGCAAAGUUUUAGACAUAGAUGAGAGAGAGUACCCUCAUUGCACCCUUCGCUAUUUCCCCAGCACCAUCCAGCACACGAUACAGUGGGCCAGAGAUCAGUUUGAAGGUCUUUUCAAGACAGCGGCUGAGAAUGUCAACAAAUUCCUGAAUGAUCCCAGCUUCCUAGAGAACAAAAAGGUGGAAGGUUUGGAGAUCAUGGAACAAGUGAAAAUCAGACUUCAGGAGAAGCCACAGAACGAGCGAGAUUGUGUGAUAUGGGCCCGGAAUCUUUGGGAGCGCCUCUUCUCCCAUGAUAUCCAGCAGCUGCUGCACAACUUACCACUUGAUUAUGAGACAAGCUCUGGACAUCCCUUUUGGUCAAAGCCCAAGCGAUGCCCACACCAGCUGGAUUUUGACUACAACAAUACUACCCACUUGACCUUCAUUCGUACUGCCAGUAUCCUCUUUGGCCAAACGUACAAAUUUCACAUGAAGGAGGACGAAGCUGCUGCCAUCCAAAUCCUCUGUGAUAUGCACCUGCCAUCCUUCCAGCCACAUCAAGGAGUGUUUAUCCCCGUCACUGACGAGGAGAUGCAGAAGCAUUCUGGGGGCUCUGUGAAAGAUCAGAUGAGGCUGGCCAAGCUGAAGCAGGAAUUGGCAGAACUAAAGCAAAAGCUGGAAAAAGAUGGUGCCUGCAUAUCUAGUCUGAUGGAGCCCGUUCACUUUGAAAAGGUGAAUACAUGCCAAUAUGUUUCUCUCUUGCUUUGUGUUUCCUUACACUGGAGUGUUCCAAAGAAGGAAGAAAGUGACCUUUCCCGGAGGCAGGAUUCUGCCAUUCCAACCAUGACCUCCCUGUUGGCAGCUCUGCCAAGACUUCUUAAUCCUGGAUCAUUUCAAAUGAUUCACAGACAUAUUUCCCCACUGCUCCAAGAGUUAAUUGAAGCACAGAAGUAUGGCCAGAGGAAAUGGAGCUGCUGGGACAGGAUUGAGGUGCCAAGUUUGGAUGCCAGAGGAGAGAUCAUCACCUUGAGGGACCUCUGUGAUCAUAUCCAGAGGGAGCACUGUCUGGUUCCACGGAUGCUAUUCUAUGGGACAGCUACUCUCUAUGAUGGAUCUGCAAAAGAAGAGUUACGAGAAAAGCAGCUUUCUUCCAGGCUGACAAACCAGAUUCGCCAGACCAUGGAAGAGGGGCGCCGGUUCUUAGUGUUGACAAUGGUCUGUGAAGAUGAAGAUGAAGAGGAUUAUAUACCACCUGUUCAUGUCUGGAUCCAACCAAUGACACAUGAAAAUGGUGUGUGUCAUUUGUGUGUGUCUUCGUACCCAUGUUUGUGAAAGGCAGAAAUGUAUAAAAUGGAUUAUGAUAAGCAUAAGCCAGAUCCACACUAACUGUAACAGCCCAACUCCAUUCAAAUCAGGAACUUACUCCUUGCUUCAUUUAAGAAAAGAAUGCUCACACACUGGGCUGUUUACACAGUUAUUGGUGGUUUAUUUAAGCCAUGAUGUAUGCCAGGCAGCGUUUGCCUAAUUAUCCCUCCUGAUGUGGCUUGUUAUGCCAUUGAAACCCAGGCAGCAUAUUGGUGGAGAAAUAACCUUCAAAUAACCCAUGGGCUUUUGUUGGGGUUUUUUUGGGGGGGGGGCGGUUCCUUUCUAGCAAGCCAGGUUGCCCAGGUUGGGAUGGCACAGCAAACCACACCAGACUGAGUGAUGGCACUUGAAAUGUGCUGCAGUUUAAACAAACCAUCAUGGCUUGCUUAAUCCAUGGUAAUCAUGCAAACCAGCCCAUUGUGACAAAGUGCUACACAAAAUUGCAGAGUCGGAAGAGUCCUUGGAGAUCAUCUAGUCCAACUUCCUGGUCAGUGAAGGAUUAGCAAUGCUGGAUGCAACUACAGCCAGUCUUACAAAUGGCCACCCAGCCUCUGGCUUCAGUACUCAGUGAAGAAGAGCCCAUCAGCUCUUGAGACAUGUGUUCCACUGUCAAGGUGUUUCUACCUUCAAGAAGUUUCUCAAGUUUAAUUAACUUCCACCCACCAGUUUUAAUUGUCAUUCCUUCACACACAACAGAGAACAUGUUUGCACCAUCUUCUGCAUGACAGCCCUCCUAUCUUUGAAGACAGUUACCACAUGACAGUUCCCCUUGUUUCUUCUCCAGGCUAAACAUACCCAUUCCUCAGAGGAUCUGCUGCAUCCUGAUUGUAAUAAACAUAUUGGUUUGCUCCUA
This is a messenger RNA of Varanus komodoensis (Komodo dragon), 4248 nucleotides long. It is a transcript of the gene UBA7, whose product is annotated as ubiquitin like modifier activating enzyme 7. Gene Ontology annotation, biological process: ubiquitin-dependent protein catabolic process; protein ubiquitination; DNA damage response. NCBI's taxonomy places the organism in Eukaryota, Metazoa, Chordata, Lepidosauria, Squamata, Varanidae. Gene Ontology annotation, cellular component: nucleus; cytoplasm. The record is from RefSeq and is a predicted model, not a curated record. Gene Ontology annotation, molecular function: ubiquitin activating enzyme activity. The transcript is spliced from 24 exons. The coding region runs from base 327 to 3362 and encodes 1011 amino acids.